AUGAUGAUUUAUGAACGAAAUAGUAGUGCAACAACAAAUCAUUCACUUACAUUUGAUACGGGCAAAAAUCUACUUAAUUUCGAUUGUCAUUCCAUAGCCUUUAAUGAUCAAGAAACACGUCUUUUACUUGUCGGUAAUCAUGAUCUUGCAUUUAUUAAUUUCGAAACAACUACUUCACAAAUUGAUCAUAUAAUUGGUGAGGAUGGAAAUACCUUUAUACCAUCUUUAUCUGAUAUUAAAUUAGUAUCAUUAUUUGAUACAUGUAAUAUUAAUCGGCCAAUUGUUGAAUGGAAUCAUUGUGAUACAAAUCAAUAUGCUGUAGCUAUCGAUCGUAUUGUUCGUGUAUAUACUGUUGAUCAUUCACGUAUAAAUGAAACAAAUAUGGUUAUUGAUUCUCAUCAUCAACGUCCGAUUUCAACAAUAUCAUAUUCACCACAUGAUCCUUGUUUGUUAUUAACAGGAUCUCUUGAUGGACAGAUUCAAGUAUGGGAUACUCGCAAUUGUACAUCAAAAAGUCCAGCUAAUUUAAAAUUUACACAAUCAACACCAUUUAGUAUUCGUCGUAUUCAAUGGUCAUCAACAAAAUCUGAGAAUUCAAAUCAAUUAGCAGUUCAAUGUGAUCGUUCUAUACGAUUAUAUGAUAUACGACGAACAGAUUCAUGUUUAUUUUCUUCAACUGAUUUAGAACAUACACAACGUAUAAUUAGUAUGGAUUGGACAAAACAAAAUCAUUCAAUUGCUACACUUUCUUUGGAUCAUUCUAUAAGAAUGUUUUCAACAAGUGGUCAAAUCAUUGCAGAAUCAUUGCCAAAUGAACAAUCUCCUUAUACAUUUAGUAAAAUUCGAACAACUGCUUAUGAUAAUUUAUUUAUAUGUGCAUCACGCGAUACUACAGCAUCAGCAUCAGCAGCAAAUGGUUUUGUUGGUUGGCGUUGGGAUGAAGAUCAAUAUUUACGACCAUUAACGGAUCAUAUAUUAACAAUAACUCCAUCACCAAUUGUUGAUUUUUGUUUUGUUACAAAUCCACGUUUAUUAACUUUAUUUAAUAAUUAUUCAUCAUCUCGUUUAAAUGAUGAAUCAGUAAAUCGUUUUCUUCUACUUACUUGGUGUCGUGAUGGACAUUUAUAUUUAAUUGAUAUGGAUUCAACAUUUCGACAGGCAUGGACUAAUCAACAAGCACGUAGUAAAAAGAUCAGUCAAUCCGAUUCAUCUAGUUCAUCAAGUAUACCACGUACAUCAUCAAAUUUAAAUCGACAACAACAAACAACUCGAAUUAGUUCCACAAGAGCGCCAAUGGAUGCUAUUAAAGAUGAAGUAACUGAUGGUGGCGAAACUGAUGAUGAUGAUUUUCAAGGAGUGUCAAUGUCGCCAGACAAUACAAUGGAAUCUUCUGAUCCAAAUGAUGAAAUUAGCGAUUCCGUUUUAAAAAAGAAACUCCGUCAACAGAAUAUUUCAUGUAUUUCUAGACUUGAUCAAAGUAAUGAUACAGUAACAGAAGUAUCCGUUAAAAGUGAAUUAAAUUCUUUACAAAAUGAGUAUGGUCCAUAUAUAACUGUUGAAGGAAAAGAUGAACAACGUCGUAUGUGUGUAGUUCGUUGUUUAUAUUCAUCAGAUCAUUCUUUAUCAUUUCGUAUAUAUCUUUUUCUAUCACGUCAUUAUCCUACUAUAUCACAAUUAUUUGUUCGUUUUAAAUUAUCAACAAUAUAUUAUGAUGAACGUGUAAAACCAUUUCAAUCUCAUAUACAAAAGAUGUUUGAUGAAGUAUCAUCAAAUUGUUUUUAUCAUGGGCAAUUAUGUUUACAUAAAUGUUUAAUAAAAUUAAAAUCUUUAUUUGAUAUACAUCAUAAACAGGAAAAUAUACUAUCAAGUAUAGGAACAAUGACAGGUAAUUCAAAUAAAAAACGUGAACAAUCAUUAACAAGUUCGGAAAAUGAUUCAUCGAAUGGAAUACUCAAUGAUAGUAGUAAUAAUAUCAAUAAUAAUAAUAAUGCAAAUAUUAAUAAUAAUAAUAAUACGAAUGGUUCUAAUCGAAUAUUUGGUCCAUCAUUAUCAGCACGUACAAGUAGUAGUCAAACGUCAGGUGCUUCAUUUGGUCAAGCAAGUCGUCGUACAUGUGGUGCACGUUUUUCAAGUGCUACACAUUUAGUAUGUUUUGGUCAGAUAUCGAAUGGUCAACAAAUGAAUUCAGCAUCAAUUUUAGCUGGAUUAAAUGAUGGAUCAACAAAUCGACCACAAUCAUUACCUUUGCGUUCCACAAGUUUAACAGUUGCAAAAAGUCGAGAAAAUUCAACUUCCAUUGAACAAUCAAAUUAUCGACCACCAACAACAAAUACAAUGCAAAUUCAACAAACAUCCAAUGCACAACGUUUACCAAUGUUUUCAGCACCUGUUCGUUCAACAUUAGGCACAAGCGUAUUCAAUGAUCAUCAACGUAUGUCAUCCUAUCGUCCUUCACUAAGCCAAUUAAUUCAUCCAUGUUCAACUGUAUCAAUAUAUGAUGUAUCAAUAUUAUUACCUGUUAGUAAAAAAUUAGCUGAUGAUUAUAAAAUUGAGAUAAAUAAUCCAAUAUAUAUGUGUGAAGAAAAUGGAACUUUAACACAAGCAAUGGGUAAAGAUGAGUUAGCACAUUGUUGGCGUUUACUUAAUGGUUUAUUAGAUAUACAACCAAAUUUACAAGCAGAUGAUCCUUGGUUUCAAACACCAAUUGCUCAAGGCUUAAUCAAACAUUUAGUAUCAAAUUAUGUUAUGAAUGGUGAUAUACAAUCAGCAAGUAUGUUUCUUUUAACAAUGUCUCAAACACCCUAUUUAAAAACAAAAUUUCAAUCAAAAUUAAUUAAUGAACAUAAUAAUGAUCCUGUUUUAUAUUCUUAUGCAUGUUUAUUACAUCGUUGGAAACAUUUUUAUAGACGAACACAAAUUUUAUCUCAAAUUGAUCAUAAUUGUCAAUCACCUGCACCAAUAAAUCAAAUAUCACCAAUUACAACAGCUAUUAUAUGUUCAAUUUGUUUAAAACCUGUUUUAGGUCAACAUUUUUUAUGUGCAUCAUGUGGUCAUGGCGGACAUUUAACACAUAUGCAUGAAUGGUUUUCAUCUGACGAACCUAAACAUAGAUUAUGUCCAGAAAAAGAUUGUAUAUGUAAAUGUAUUUUAAAACAACAAGAAUUAUUAACAUUGAGUGCAAGUCAAAUGCAACAACAAACACCAACGAUAACAACACCACGAUCGUUUUUUGCUCGUCAACCAUCAGGUGGUAUUCGUCCCAUUAUUAUUGCAUAUUUAUUGAAAGUUAUGUUUGCACAACAACGAAUAUCUCCUCUAUAUACUGUACCUAUGUAUGGUUAUUCAGCUCAUAAAACAGUGCCUUAUUACUUAUCAACAAUGGAUAUCAAUUGGACUGAUACAUGGCCUACUAUUCGAACAAUACUUCUUAGUAGCAUAAUGUUUAUUUGUAGUUUAGCUGUUAUAGGUCUUGACAUUGCCAAUUUGGCAAUUGAAGGUUCAAAAACAAAUACAUCGCCAGAAAUAGGAAUGAGUCCUGCAAAGGUUGGUGCUGGCAUUUGGUGUGGAUCUAUAUCAUUCUUGGCUGCUCUUUUUAUUUUUAUGAUUAUUUUCGUACAAAAUAAACGUAUUGCAGCUACAUUUGCUUUAAUAGCAGUUACAUUCGCUUUCUUCUUUACAAUUGUUUUAGUUGGUCUUACUGCAAAUUCAAUUCAAAUCUAUAAACAUUCAAAUGUUGCUCACCCUUUAGAUAGACGACAAUACAAACUUAUUAUUGCUAUACUAUCAAUAGGUUUAUUUCUUAUGACAAACUGUAUAAUAUUCUUUCUUUUAUAUAUCCGUGUCUUUUUUUCAUCAUUGACACGUCGAUCAACAACAUAUUGA
Molecule: messenger RNA, 3882 nt
Organism: Adineta steineri
Lineage: Eukaryota; Metazoa; Rotifera; Eurotatoria; Adinetida; Adinetidae
Source: the annotation of a GenBank genome assembly